GGCGAGAGUCGCGCCGGCCGCGUCACGUGACCUCGCGACCCGCGAGCUGGUAGCAGGGGGAGACCCGGAGACCCGUCCCCUCCGCGCCGUCGACUCUACUGCAGGCCCGGAUGUGCGCGCGCGCGGUCUCGCUGAUGCUGCUGCUGGCGGCGGCGCUGGGGGCGGCGCCGGGGGCGGAGGACGCCGCCCACUGGAGGCGGCUGGGGCAGGCGCACCUGCGGCGCGUGCUGUCCACGCGACACAACCUCCGGCACGCGCGCAACGUGGUGCUGUUCGUGGGCGACGGCAUGGGCAUGACCACCGUCACCGCCGCCAGGAUCUUCAAGGGCCAGCAGCGCGGGCGGCCCGGCGAGGAGACGACCCUGAGCUUCGAGCGCUUCCCCGUGGUGGGGCUCGCCAAGACCUACAACGUGGACCGCCAGGUGCCCGACUCGGCCGCCACCGCCACGGCGCUCUUCAGCGGCGUCAAGGUCAACUACUACACGCUGGGGCUGGACGCGACGGCGACGCGCGACCGCUGCGACGCCCGCGCCGACGCGGCGCGACGCCUGGACACGCUGGCGUCGUGGGCGCAGGAGGCGGGCCGCCACGUGGGGCUGGUGACCACGACGCGGCUGACGCACGCCACGCCGGCGGCGCUGUACGCGCACGCCAACAGCCGCGACUGGGAGUGCGACGGCGCCGUGCCCGCCGACCAGAGAUCCUGCGCCAAGGACGUGGCGCGCCAGCUGGUGGAGGAGCUGCCGGGGAGGAACCUGCGCGUGGUGCUGGGAGGCGGCGCGCGCCAGCUCGGAGACUCGGAGGCCGGCGACGACGCCGUGGACGGCUGUCGGCGGCGCGACGGGCGCAACCUUGCCGAGGAGUGGCUGCGGCUGGGCGGCGGCCGGCGCCGGCUCGUGCGCACGGCGCAGGAGCUGGAGACCCUGGACGUGUCACGCGCCGACUACCUGCUGGGGGUGUUCGCCCCCGACCACCUGCCGUACGGCGCCGAGCGCUCCCCGCAGCACCCCUCGCUCGUCAACAUGACGGCGGCGGCCAUCGCCGUGCUGGAGCGCCACGCGCCGGGCUUCGUGCUCGUGGUGGAGGCCGGCCGCAUCGACCACGCGCACCACGACAACUUCGCGCGCCUCGCCUUGCAGGAGGCCGUGGAACUGGACCAGGCCGUGGCGGCGGCGCUCGAGCUGACGGACCCCGACGAGACCCUGGUCGUCGUCACCGCCGACCACUCGCACGCCUUCACCGUGAACGGCUACCCGCCGCGCGGCGCCGACGUGCUCGGCUUCGCCAACGAGACGGAGGGCGAGCCCUACGAGACGCUGAGCUACGCCAACGGCAAGGGCUACCACACGCACCACCACGCCAAUGGCUCGCUGCGGCGCGCCGCGGAGCUGGACCGCGCGGCGCCCAGGUACCGCCACUUCGCGGGCCGGCCGCUCGACGUGGAGACGCACGGCGGCGAGGACGUGCCGGUGUACGCGCGCGGGCCGCACGCGCACGUGCUGGCCGGCGUCUACGAGCAGAGCUACGUGGCGCACGCGCUGGGCUACGCCGCGUGCCUCGGCCCGUCGGCGGAGCUGUGUCCGCCGCGCGCGCGGCUGCGCUACCGGGGCGGCGCGCGGUCCCUGGCGCCGCCGGGGGCGGUCCUGCUCGCCCUGCUGGCCCUGGUGGCCCUGGGGCGGUAGCGACACUCGCCCUGCUCGCCCUGGGGUGGUAGCGACACUCGCUCUCCUCGCCCUGGGGCGGUAGCGACCCUCUCCCUGCUCGCCCUGGGGCGGUAGCGACACUCGCCCUCCUCGCCCUGGGGCGGUAGCGACCCUCUCCCUGCUCGCCCUGGGGCGGUAGCGACACUCGCCCUCCUCGCCCUGGGGUGGUAGCGACCCUCGCCCUGCUCGCCCUGGGGCGGUAGCGACACUCGCCCUGCUCGCCCUGGGGCGGUAGCGACCCUCGCCCUGCUCGCCCUGGGGCGGUAGCGACACUCGCCCGGCCUCGCAGCAGACCAGUCUUGGGGCUGUCUGCACCCGGAACUCGCGCGAAGAGACUGCAUUAUAACUAGAGACCUGUAAAAUUCGCGGAUUCAUUUCCCGAUGGGAUAGAGACCAAAUACUUUUGUCAUUAUUUUGCUUCAGUGAUUGGGCCACAGUUUAUCUGAAGGACUCUGGGCCAAUGAAAAAUCUUUAACAGAUGAUUUAGCGAAUCACGAUCAUUCCAGUCAACAGGUGUUACGAGUCGGUAACCAAUCAGCAGAUGUAAUUUUCACGAGUGCAUAGAGGAUCAUGGAGUCUAUCCAUUAGGGAUUUGAAAUAGCGAAUUUUAAAGGUAUCUAAUUAUAACUAUCAGUGAGCUGACACGAGUUUGUUUUUCAUCAGCAUUCGAUCGUUUUUCACUCAAGAUUCUUUUUGCAUAGCCAUAUUGUUAUUUUUUUUGUUUAAUAAUAUUUGAUAAGAGUUGUUGACCUUAAACGGGGUUGCAUGCAUAACUUUCGUUCAAGCAUAUGAUUGCUCUAUAGUUCACCAGCCAACAGACAGAAGCAACAUAACAGACUUUCUGCAUCAGUACAAAUCGCAAGCUGACUGCGUGUAAUAUCCCUGUUCCAACUCAACGGAAGAUUCGGAACUAUCAUGAGCUUGUUUGUAAAGUAAUUCACAGUAUUCUAUCUUUCUCCCGUAGUUGUCUGUUCGUCAGCAGGACUUUUGGUAAUACUGAAGAAUAGUCUUCCGCGGUAUGGGGACUGCUUAUCCGGGUCCAGUUUACAGGGAAUCGAUAAUACAUCAGAGUUUCAAGUCCAUCCUGUAACCCAAUAAUUCUUUAAAAUGAAAGAAAUCUCUGACAUUGAGAUAUUCUUAAAAAGAAAACUUUUUCCCUAAGUUCAUGACAUGUUUUUCAUGUCCCAAUAAAUCCAGGCGUUCAUGUUAUGCAUGUAACUACAAUAAUAAGUUGUCUACAAUAAACAGAAAUAAGCUACGCUCCUUUUUAUAAAUCCAUGUCAUAAGACCGUCAGAGCUGAUGCGACGUGUUGCCCAAAUGACAUUCAGUAUAUUCUAGUCAUUAGCAACUCCUAAAUUUCCAUAAAUAAUUAUAUUGUAAUGAAUGAAAUAUAAAUAUGUUACAGUAAUUUUUAAUUCCUAUCUACGUAAUCCAGUCGUGUAACCAUUUCUCCAGUAAUGAAUACAGAAAAAAGUUGUAAGUAAUUUAAAGUUUUAAUAACGUAAUAUUAAUUUCAAAUUUUCUUGUAAGACAUCUGUAGUGACAUAAAAUAUUCCUAAUAUAAAUUGAGUCACCGCCAGCGCAAUUUAAUAUUUAGUACUAAUGUUUCUUUUUUAAAAAAAGUUACGAGCGAUGUUUCUACAUUAUCAGAUUGAUGUAAAAUGUAGGGUGACCUGUUUGCAACAUAAUAAUAUUUAUUUUCAGUCACAAAGAAAUUAAGACAAUGAAAUUAGCAACAACAAAUACAAAGAAAUAUAUAAAAGGGUGAUAAAAGUAACCUUUUAAUUAAUGAAUAAACUUACAGUAGCGUUGAAUCUUAAAGAUUACACCAAGGACCAACGAAUAUUUCAAUAUUUCUGCUAGAUAGGGAAGUACAACUUCUUGUAGUUAAGAUCUAGAUCAUAUUUUACAAACGUAUAAUGACAAUUGUAGUGUCGAAACUCCUACUCGUUGACACUAGGCCGGUGCCAUACGUGAAACUGUAUAGUAUAAACUAGUGGUGUGUGAAGACUGACGACCUGAAAAUAGUUUUAUAUUAACGGUGUUUGAACCGCCAGUUCGUUGCUAUCCGGACGUACGAUAAAUCGCUAGGAACCAAAGAGAAGCGAGCACAGAAUGACGUCACCUGCGACUAUUUAUUUGUUUUUUUGAAUGCAUGCAGUUAUAUUGCACAACUGCCUUACAAGGUUUUUUUUCUUUACAGUUAUUCCAUUCGUAUUUUGAGCUUUGUAUUUUUUUAAUAACGAAUAUGAAAAUUGUGCAUAAGUAAAGACCGGAAAAAUUCGCGGAUUCAUUUCGUGAUAGGCUGAAAUUCAAACAUGUGUACAAUUCUGCUGGUUCUGCUAUUGGCUCGCAGUUUAACUGGAGAUCUCUGGGCCAAUGAGAGACUAUCGACCAAAGAAGCGUCGAAUCACAAGCUACCCAGUGGUGACGCCUCACAAUUUAGUACCCAAUGAACACGCAUGUUUACUUGAGAAAUGCAGAGGAUAAUGGAGGCUAUCCUAGAGGUCAUUUAAUCCGCGAAUUUUUCCGGUCCCUAUGCAUAAGGAGUUAAAUUUUUAUUACAUUUCAUAUCAACACUGUGUGUUAGUGGGAGUGUGCUCCUAACAACUUAUGUCGUGUGUGAUGUUAAUAGUUGAGUGUGUGAGUAUAUUUAUUGAGUGUUUUGUUUGAUGUUUAUGAUGGCCAAUUGAUCCUAAAACAGUAUUGACAUGUCCUGACUGCAUUGCAAUUAAUGUUGUGUGUGUAUCAUAAAAACAUUUGUAAGGACAUUCAAAGGCAGGGUAACUGCUACCCUGAACGAAAAGAGACGACAAUUUUGACCGCAAUUUCGGAUAUUAUCUCUCCCAAAAUUCACAAGUCUAGCCAGUUUAUUCAUAUAUUUUUAUUUAGGUUUGGUAUUUACUUGCAGUAUCUAAUAAGAUUGUAUUCAGGUAAACAUAUACUGUAAGGUAUUCAGCCAGGUUGUACAAAACAUAUUGUAAUUGCUUUAUGUACCAAUGCUUCACAAUAAAUAAUGUUCAAUUCUAAUUAUUCAUAUUAUAAUUUUGUUAUAAGAGUGUGCUAAUAUUUUAUUUCCCUAGGUGUGUAGGUUUUUUUUUAAAUAACUUUCUUUGGCACAGACCAAAUACAACAUGCAGAACUAUGAAAAUUUCAUUGAAGAAUUUUAACACUUACAGACACUUACAUAGUCACGUUGCUAACAUAAUGGAGCUACAAAAAAAACUUUGUAUUAAUUUCAAGAUAUUAUUGAUUCCACGUUAUUCCGGUAGGCCUUUUGGAGAUAAGGGAUGGGUCGGGGGCUUUCGAACUAAGUUGUUCUUAAAGCGCUCUUGCCCAGUUGGAUCUAAGCUCAUGUGCCAGGGCCACUUUGUGUGGAUGAACUAGGUCUUUGUAAGGCGGACGCAUAUCAACAUUCUGGCUCCAGAAAUGUUAGCGAAUGUUUUUAUGUUCGUUUAAGAAAAAAAAGAUUAUAAUUGUAACUGACUCCAAGCUGCUUUCUGUUGCUAGAGUUUUUUUCAGAACAAAAAAUAAAAGUUAGCAUUAAACUGGAAAUAAAUGAACUUUUAGCACACACUGGUAAAUGCACGCACAGACAUUUUGGCAGCUCAUCAAGAAAUUAUUCUUUAGACUUAAAACAUUGUAAAAACGUUUUAACUGGUUGCUGUUAAAAAUUGGUUGAAUUUUUGGGUAUAUCUGAAUUGAGAGACUAUUUCCAAAAUAAAAAUAAAAUUGCGAAAACUCC
This is a messenger RNA of Bacillus rossius redtenbacheri, 5449 nucleotides long. Its product is annotated as alkaline phosphatase 4-like. Lineage: Eukaryota; Metazoa; Arthropoda; Insecta; Phasmatodea; Bacillidae. The transcript is spliced from 3 exons. Gene Ontology annotation, biological process: dephosphorylation. The record is from RefSeq and is a predicted model, not a curated record. The coding region runs from base 111 to 1682 and encodes 523 amino acids. Gene Ontology annotation, molecular function: alkaline phosphatase activity.